AUGUCUGUCCCCUUAACCAAAGUUGACUCUGCUAUCGCUGGAUUGUCCAUAUCGGAUGAGAAGCCUGAUGCCAUUGAGAAGGAGGUCAAGGGCAAGAAGUCCCACAAGCGGCACUCGUCAACCUCAGAAGGCAUCUUCAACAUCAAGGAUCUUGAGACACAAAAGAUAGAAAUCACACUACCAAUCGAAACACAGAAAACUGGGUGGAAGCUCAACACCUCCCCAUCAACCAUUGAGGAUAAGGACAUCCUCAAGAUGUUCCUCGUCAACCCACCAGUCAAAAAGAUUGACUUACAUUUCCCCCUGGGCCUAGAGGUCACCGCUCGAAAUCUCAAGGGCGUCACAAUCAAGGAUGCACUGGAUGCCAUCCACAAGCAGUUCAAAAAGAAGGCGGAUGACGAACUAGACAAGCCCUACCUCGCUGGCUUCGAGUGGGACAAGGAAGAAUGCUGGACUCGGUUGAUUGUACACCAGAAGAAGGAGGGUACACCACAGCCGAGCAAAAAGUCCAAGAAGAAGGCCAAGGAAGAGGCGUAG
This is a messenger RNA of Penicillium paradoxum, 537 nucleotides long. RefSeq lists its product as uncharacterized. The record is from RefSeq and is a predicted model, not a curated record. NCBI's taxonomy places the organism in Eukaryota, Fungi, Ascomycota, Eurotiomycetes, Eurotiales, Aspergillaceae. Bases 1 to 537 code for a protein of 178 amino acids. The transcript has 4 exons.